Molecule: messenger RNA, 2534 nt
Organism: Ornithorhynchus anatinus (platypus)
Lineage: Eukaryota; Metazoa; Chordata; Mammalia; Monotremata; Ornithorhynchidae
Gene: CPT2
Product: carnitine palmitoyltransferase 2
Exons: 5
Biological process (GO): fatty acid beta-oxidation
Cellular component (GO): mitochondrion
Molecular function (GO): carnitine O-palmitoyltransferase activity
Source: RefSeq, a predicted model, not a curated record
GGCCCGGGGUGGGGCGGGGGUCCGCGCCGCCAGAUCGGGGGAGCCGGAGACUUCCUGCAGCGGAGCCCGGUGCCCACCCUGCACUACCAGCAGAGCCUGCCCCGCCUGCCUAUUCCCAAGCUAGAAGACACCAUGAGAAGAUACCUGAAUGCCCAAAAGCCUCUUUUAGAUGACAGCCAAUUCAGGAACACAGAGCAACUUUGCAAACGUUUUGAAAACGGAAUCGGGAAGGAAUUACACGAACAGCUGGUUCUCCAAGAUAAGCAGAACAAGCAUACGAGUUAUAUUUCAGGUCCCUGGUUCGAUAUGUACCUGGCAGCCCGCGACCCCGUCGUGCUGAAUUUUAAUCCGUUCAUAUCUUUCAACCCCGACCCGAAGCCCGAGUACAACGACCAGCUGGUCCGGGCGACGAACCUGACGGUGUCGGCCGUGCGCUUCCUGAAGACGCUGCGGGCGGGCCUCCUGGAGCCGGAGGUCUUCCACCUCGACCCGGCCAGGAGCGACACGGACGCCUUCAAGAGGAUCAUCCGGUGGGUGCCGCCCUCCCUCUCCUGGUACGGCGCCUACCUGCUCAACGCCUACCCGCUGGACAUGUCGCAGUACUUCCGGCUCUUCAACUCGACCCGCGUCCCGAAGCCGGGGCGGGACGAGCUGUUCACCGACGAGACGGCCAGGCACCUCCUCGUGCUGAGGAGGGGGAACCUCUACGUCUUCGACGUCCUGGACCGGGACGGGAACGCGGUCCCGGCCGCCGAGGUCGGGGCCCGCCUGCGGUCCGUCCUGGCCGACGGCAGCCCCCGGCCCGAGUUCCCGCUGGCCUACCUGACCGGCGAAGACCGCGACGUCUGGGCGGGGCUGAGGCGGGAGCUGCUCAACAGCGGCAACGCGGAGGCCCUGCGGGCCGUGGACUCGGCCGUCUUCUGCCUGUGCCUGGACGACUCCCCCAUCCGCGACCCGGUCCACCUGUCCCACAGCAUGCUGCACGGGGACGGGACCAACCGCUGGUUCGACAAGUCCUUCAACCUCAUCGUCGCCGCCGACGGGCAGGCGGCCGUCAACUUCGAACACGCCUGGGGCGACGGGGUGGCCGUGCUCAGGUUCUUCAACGAGGUGUUCGGGGACAGCACCCGGGCGCCCGCCGUCUCGCCCCACGAGCCCCUCCCCGCCCCGGCCGACGCGGCCGUGAGGAGGCUCGACUUCGUGCUCAACGACGCCCUGCGGGCCGGGAUCGCCAAGGCCCGGGAGAGGUUCGACGCGGCCACGGGCUCCCUGACCGUGGACUUCGUCCAGUUCCACAAGGGGGGGAAGGGGUUUCUGAAGAAGCGCAAGGUGAGUCCGGACGCGGUGGCCCAGCUGGCCUUCCAGAUGGCCUUCCUCCGCCAGUUCGGCCAGACGGUGGCCACUUACGAGUCCUGCAGCACGGCGGCCUUCAAGCACGGCCGCACGGAGACCGUGCGGCCCGCCUCCGUCCACACCAAGCGCUGCUCCGAGGCCUUCGUCGGAGCACCCGCCGGGCACGACGUGGCGGAGCUCCGGGCCCUGGUGGACCAGUGCUCCAAGUACCACACCCAGUUGACCAAGGAAGCGGCCAUGGGUCAAGGGUUUGACCGACACCUGUUCGCGCUGCGGUACUUGGCGGCGGCAAAAGGCGGCUCCUUGCCCGACUUCUACCGGGAUCCGGCGUACGUUCAGAUCAACCACAACAUCCUGUCGACCAGCACGCUGACCAGCCCGGCCGUGAACCUCGGAGGGUUCGCGCCGGUGGUGCCGGACGGCUUCGGCAUCGGCUACGGCGUGCACGACGACUGGAUCGGCUGCAACGUCUCCUCUUACCCCGGCCGAGACGUCAAGGCUUUCCUUCAAUGCGUGCACAAGUCCUUGGAUGACAUAUUUAAUGUCUUGGACGGGAAACCCAUCCAAAAUUAACCUUUUGGACACGCGCUGUCGGAACAGAACUUACCCCUAAUCGCGCCCGAUAGGCAAAAAUCAGAGUUAACCGGGAGGCAGCCUUCUCUCGGGGAUUUUGUGAAGUAACUCAUCCCGGGGAGGUGACGGGGAACGGUCCGGUGACCUUGGACGUCUAAUCCGUCAAUCGUGCCGGUCUGGAGUAGGACCAGAUCGUGUCUUAAAAUAGCAGCCAAAGCUCGUUUCACCCGAGCGUUGGAUUGGAAAACCGUAAUUUAUUGCCUCCGCAGAGAUCGGGCACACUUUGCUACGCCUUGGGAACUACUACUGAAACUCCAGAUUCUCUUCUCCACAGCGUUUAAAAAGAAAAUGAAAUGGAAGUACAGAUGAUUGGUCUUUAUGUGCUCAGGCCAAGUCCAGAGGCGCCUUCCCUCCGUGAGAGUAGCCUCCCCACGGGUAGGGGAAGGUCGCUUCUGGCCCGGCUGGCUUGGACGACCUCUGGAUUUGCUUUUUAAUAAUGGACGGUGUGAUUGAGGUCCCAGUCGUCUGAAAUGGACUGCCUUGAUUUGAUCAGAUGUACAAUAAAUAUUCUUUUAAGGAAAUGUAAGAUGAUGACGCUCACGGGCAAA